GCAGGAAAAAAAAACAAAAGCAUAAUCAUCAAGAAAAGCUUAAUAUAUCCCUUUGAGCAGCGUUGAGCUUCGGAGCUCUUGUGGUGUUUGGCGUGGGGUGGGUAAAGUGUUAAAGACUGUAAGAGUCAUCACAUUCACGCUGACUAGCCACCGAAUCCGAUGCUGGAAAAUCCUUCAUCAGCGGCAGCAGAUCCAGCCGCAGUGGUGAAGCGCUACGCUCCUCCCAAUCAGAGAAAUCGUCCUCUUAACAGACGCAAGUCCGCAGAGCGGUUUGAUCGAACUAACAAUCUUCAUGGGAAUGAUUUGGAAAAGAAUCAAAUUGCUUCUUCAAGAGGUACUGUUAUAGAUCAUGGGGAUGGAGGUAGCAGCAGUCUUCUAAAUGAAAACUCUCAUCCCUGGUUUAUAGCUUUAGAGGGGUGUUGCAGCAGUCAGGCUUUCGAUCUCUUGAAUAAUCGUUGGGCAGCCACAAUGCAUUGCUUCAAUGAUUCAUCUGUAGAUCUAUCAGAAAGACCCGUUAUGUACUCAGGAAGCGGAGCAGCAUGGAGUCACUUCAAACUCCCUCAUCAGUUAAUGGCUCCAGCAGGGGGUGCUGGGUCACCUGUUUCUUCCAUGGACUUCUUGAGUGAACUUUGCCGCUUGAAGAACAAUUCCAAUGUCAGUUCUGGAAUCUAGAAACUCAUCCAUGUCCAUCUAAUGUAGCCCAUCUGCUAUUUUUGUUACAAAAAACACGUGUAUGUGUCUAGACUCUAGACAAAUGCAUCUCUGACAUGUGAUACUACCAAGUAUUUAUGGUUUGUGUAUCCCUAAAUGUGUGACACUUAAUCUAAUCUCGUGCUAUCCAAAUCGUUUAGCCUUGCCCUCUUUGCACACUA
Messenger RNA from Rosa chinensis, 872 nucleotides. RefSeq lists its product as uncharacterized. Lineage: Eukaryota; Viridiplantae; Streptophyta; Magnoliopsida; Rosales; Rosaceae. Bases 160 to 672 code for a protein of 170 amino acids. The record is from RefSeq and is a predicted model, not a curated record. The transcript is spliced from 6 exons.